Molecule: messenger RNA, 2487 nt
Organism: Rhizoctonia solani
Lineage: Eukaryota; Fungi; Basidiomycota; Agaricomycetes; Cantharellales; Ceratobasidiaceae
Product: glycosyltransferase family 1 protein
Exons: 18
Coding region: 1-2487 (828 amino acids)
Biological process (GO): carbohydrate metabolic process
Molecular function (GO): UDP-glycosyltransferase activity; hexosyltransferase activity
Source: RefSeq, a predicted model, not a curated record
AUGGACACACCAACAUGGGAUCAUUGCAAGCACGAUAGCUCUCAUGAUACGGCAUCCGCAGCAGCUGCGGUUAGGACUGGGUCGAAUAUUGACUACGCGUUUCUCCAACUCUUCGCGCGAUCCGGGCGGGUUGAACCCGCCCUGGAGCGUCCAGACAACUACCAUCCUCCGCUGUUUCUUUCAAUGAUUGUCGACGACAGGAUAGACAAAUACCCUGGGUCCUCUGAUCUACAGAGUGUUACUCCUAACGAUUUCUAUCAGUCACCAGAUUCAGAGUUAUUCUCACAGAGUUUUGAGGCAGUCGCUCGAGCAGAGUCAGAUCAACCUCUGCUUCCUUCUUACUCUCCCCAUAGGCGUUCCAAUGAAUCCACUCUGGAGCAGGGGGGAGCAUCUUUAGAAAAGCGGUUUACGUGGGGUCUUUCCGAAAAGGAAAGUAGUCCCAAACAUGGCUCAAAGCUCGACGCCGAAGCCGCAUUUCAAGACGACGGGCGACUUCAAAUCUCCUUUGGCCAUCGGUUGUCCAAACGAUUGCCAUCGAAUUAUGCCGAGCCGGUGAACGAAAUUGGACUCGACGAAGUGGGGUUCCGCGAUGCACCUCCUAUGAACGUCAACAUCAUGAUCGUAGGAAGCAGGGGGGACGUACAGCCUUAUCUUGCACUUGGCCAGAGGCUUCAAAACUACGGCCACACCGUUCGAAUAUCGACACAUGAAACAUUUCGCAAACUAGUGAAAGACUCUGGGCUACGUUUCUUUAACAUCGGGGGAGACCCUCAUGAGCUAAUGAGCUACAUGGUUCGGAAUCCUGGACUCAUUCCUGGUUUCGAAAGUGUGCUGAAAGGCGACAUUGGGAAGAAACAAGUGAUGGUCGCUGAGAUGCUUGAAAGGUGUUGCCUAUCGUGCUAUGAAGUUGACGAAGAGUCACCGAAUGAAGGUGGAUUUGUAGCAGAUGCGAUAAUAUCCAAUCCGCCCACGUUCGCUCACAUUCAUUGCGCCGAAGCGCUUGGCAUUCCGUUACUCUUGUCGUUCACUAUGCCAUGGUGUGCUACUGCUGCCUUCCCGCAUCCGUUGGUGAACGUCAAGCAGAGCGGGUCGCACGAGCCAAAUGCGGUGAACUAUUACUCGUACACCCUGGUAGAUAUGCUGACAUGGCAAGGACUUGGCCAUGCUAUCAACAAGUUCCGUACCAAAAAACUAGGGCUCCCCUACUUGUCAACUGCAUCAGCCGUCACCAUGAUACAGCGCAGCGCCAUUCCAUGGACUUAUUGUAUCUCACCUGCCCUCAUUCCGAAACCUCAGGAUUGGUUGACACAUAUUGAUGUGGUUGGCUUUUAUUUUUUGGAUCUAGCCAAUAACUACGUCCCUCCCACUGACCUGUUCGAUUUUCUGGCUUCAGGAGAGCCACCAAUCUACGUUGGAUUCGGUUCAAUCGUUCUGAAUGAUCCUCAAGAAAUGACUAGAGCCAUUCUUGCAGGGAUAUCACAGGCUGGAGUGCGAGCUAUAGUGUCGCCGGGGUGGGGCGGGCUCGAUGAGACGAUGGUCAAAUCGGCAGGGCCACAUGUAUUUGCUCUCGGAAACGCGCCCCACGAUUGGCUCUUUCAACAUGUAAGCGCCGUCUGCCAUCAUGGAGGGGCAGGUACAACUGCCAUUGGCUUGAAAUGUGGGAAACCUACAAUCAUUGUCCCAUUCUUUGGUGAUCAGCCAUGGUGGGCUGCUCAGCUAGCGCAGCAGGGCGCUGGACCCGAACCCCUUGACUCGAGAAACUUGACUUCGGAGGGCUUUGCCGCUGCCAUUCGAGCUGCUCUAUCCCCGGAUACCAUCGAAGCGGCACAAAGAAUUAGAUCCCGCGAAUAUAAGACGCAUGCAUCGGCCACAGACCCUAUUAGCGGCACCGCACUUCCACUUCUCAGAGUUGUCAAUGGUUUUGUUCAUGGGGUGGUAAAAAUAGGAUCCAGUAGGCCUGAUAAAGGGGUUGCAAAGAUGGUUACUUCAACCGUUGGAGGAGUCCAAACGGUUCUUCAAGGUGUAACAGAGGGGCUUACCAAUGUUCCUAAGCUUUAUGGGAGUGAAGUUCGCGAAACUAAACCAGUGACUGGAUUCGCCUCUGGUAUCGUGGAGGGUGGUAAGGGCUUCGCCUAUGGACUUUAUGAUGGAAUUACUGGUUUAGUAAAUGAACCGGUGAAGGGUUUCAAGGAAAAGGGUGCUUUGGGUGCUGCCAUUGGAGUUGGCACUGGGGUACUAAGCUUCUACAUGAAACCUGCUGCUGGGUUUCUCCAAUUUUUUUCCAUGCCGAUGGAAGGCGGGGUCAAAGAUAUCCGCACUCUGUUCACCAAAGGUAUAAGCCAGGAAAGAAUAGCGACAAGACGUGCCGAAGGCGUUCUUGUUGUAAAACAAUCGAGUCAAGAAGAGCAAGAUUCGAUUAUCCGAGCGUUCGCUGAACACAAGGACAAAACACUGCGCGAUAGGAAAGGAAAAGGAAGGUUACAGUAA